AUGCGGACGCGCGCCUGCACGGAGCGGCGGCCGCUGUGCGUGCUCGCGACCGUGCGCUGGUGCUGCUGGUGGUGCGGCUGGGCAGCGCUCCUGGCGAGCGGCCGCGCGGACGACGCGUGCCCGCAGACUUGCGCGUGCGCACGGGACUCCGGCACGGUGAGCUGCCUCGGCGACAGCGGGUCGGGGCUGCCGUCGCACGUGCCGGUUUGGACGUCCACGCUGAUCCUCCGCGGCAGGAACGUGACGACGCUGCGAGGCGGCGCGUUCGCGACCACGGCGGAAGACGGCGGGGAGUUGCCCGCAGCUUCCGCCCUCUCGCUGUCCGGUAACUCCAUCCGCGCGAUCGAGGCGGACGCCUUCGCAGGACUCCCGCACCUGCACCUGCUCGACCUGAGCCACAACCGCGUUGAGCGGAUAUCCGACGGCGCUUUCAGAGGCCUGCGGGAGCUCCGCACUCUGUGCCUCAACGAGACGCUGGCGCCCGAGUCUGCAGCGCAGCUCUCGGCCGCCCUAGCCGCCGGUGACCUGCGUAGCCUACACCGGCUGGAGCUGACGGGGAAUCGCCUUCGCAGCGUCCCGCUGGCCCGGCUGGACGCCUUCCAGCAGCUACACCAGCUGGUUCUGGUCAACAACUCCAUCCGGAGCCUGGGCCGGGAUAACGUCAGCGGCUUGGAGCGGCAGAGGCGAACCCGCGUCUACCUGGCGAACAACCCCUUUCGCUGCACGUGCGAGCUGGAAGCCUUCUACUGGUGGCUGAAGAACGGCUCGCAGUGCGCCGACGUGGCGCUGCUCCGCUGUGCGGAGCCAGAGGCGCGGCGCGGGCUAGCGCUGGAGCGCCUGCGCGCCGAGGACGUGGACUGCCUGAACGAGAACCUGGAGGCCGUCUCCUACGUCUUCCUGGGCAUCGUGCUAGCUCUCAUCGGACUGGUCUUCCUCAUGGUGCUCUACCUCAACCGCGGCGGCAUCAAGCGCUGGCUUAACAACAUUCGCGAAGCCUGCCGGGACCAGAUGGAGGUCUACCACUACCGCUACGAGCAGGACUCGGACCCGAGGCUCGCCAACGUGGCCGUCUGA
Molecule: messenger RNA, 1074 nt
Organism: Nerophis lumbriciformis (worm pipefish)
Lineage: Eukaryota; Metazoa; Chordata; Actinopteri; Syngnathiformes; Syngnathidae
Source: RefSeq, a predicted model, not a curated record